Clonostachys solani is the source of this 2316-nucleotide messenger RNA. Lineage: Eukaryota; Fungi; Ascomycota; Sordariomycetes; Hypocreales; Bionectriaceae. The record is from the annotation of a GenBank genome assembly.
AUGACUCUUGUUUUCAACUCUCCGCUUGGAAGCCUCAUCCAAUCUCAGUUUGGCGUCAACGAGAUUGCUUCCUCGGUUCUUAUUGGCAAAACCAUCGGAAAUGUUCUCAGUCGUGAUGCAGAUACGAAGACCAUCAGCAAUCUCGCCGCAGGGUUUCGCGUAAAUAAUCGACCAAUACCUAAGUACCUGGAGAGCGUUGCGUUUGACCGAUCCGGCGUGUUACUUGGAGCUAGGCAGAGGAGAAUUUCAGUCCCCAACACCCUCGGCGGCGUGUACUGGCUUGUGACGAGCCCGAGACUCGAGCCGACAGAAGCAGGGCUUCCUUACGCGACUCGUGAGCUCCUUCGGACCUUCGUCCAGGGUGUCAUCGACGCAGAUCGAGAGUCACAACAGUGGAACAAAACAAGGCUGUUGAUGGCAAAACUUGUUGCCCAAGUUGGUGACUCUGCAUUUCUAGACUCCAUCUCCGCACCAUCUCAAACCCGGAUCGAGGAGCUAAUUCACUUCCUACUUGGAGACUUGGCAAAUCAAAUUCAGAAGUCGGCUUCGGAAUUGUAUCCUACCUUCGAUACAUUCUCGGCGGGGGUCGCAAUGGUUGCUUUGGCAGCAGCUUCCAACGGCGCCUCGAUUAAAGUUCAGUGUUUCAAGGACAAGUACCAUCCAAUUGUGCUUUCGGAACCUCCCCAAUCACCCGUAGAGCCCCGUGGAGCAUCAGUCUCAAUGCUGCAGGUCAAUCUUUGGCUCACUGAACCACCACCGGACAUCGCAGAACGUCUAAGAGCGAUUCAAAAUAAUGAGGAUGCUCACCCUCGAAUAAUAAUACCAAUAGUAGGUGGCAUUUCCGAAGUAUCGAUGGUAGUUGCACGAGAGCUCCAGGGCUCUGAAGAGCCUCUUGAAUACUGGAAGCUGGGACUUCAAGCAGGCCGAUCCUUAGACUGGGAGGUAUUUGGUCUCGAUGCAGACGCAGGCCCUGGUUUUGGUUGCCGAAUCACCGAGGAGUCUUUAGUUGACAAGAUGGGGGUCCAAAGCUUUCCUAACAGUUUGCGGAGGCACGCGAAGAAGUAUUUGCCGCAUGUAUCAUCGGCGGAUAAAAGACGUCGGAUUAUUGAAAAAGCAGCCUCGAUCUAUCACAAAGUUAUGAACUAUGCAGACUACGACGAUGACGACGAAAAGACCUUGCACCUAACUCUGCGUUUCAUCAUUCUGGCCAUCUUCGUUGGAGCUAUGGAAAAAUUGGCAACAAAUACAACAGCCACCCUAGCUGAUUAUGCCUGGACCUGUGAUCUGGAACAGCUGAACAGUUUCGCUGAGGCGGCUGUUUCCAAAGGGAUUUCCUCCAGAGAUGUCAUCUACUGCGCGGCCCGCAUCUGGGGUGGAAUGACACGAUCUCUUCCAACUGAGAUUGCAAGACACCAGAAGGUGCUAGGGAUUGUAUGUCCUCAAGUCACCAUCCUGAUGAAUAUCCUUUCCAAUGCGGACGAUAUAGCGAAAUACGGCCUGGAUAAAGGACUGUUUACAUUGCACCGCGGCUCUGUUCCCAUCCUCCCGAGACACCCCGAGACAGGUCUUAUCUUAGCUGGGGAGAAGCGAUCUCGCCACAAAAUUGCCCAGGUUAGAUCCGCUCCGCCGUCGGAUCUUGAAAUCAGCGUACAGGGACUGCCCGACAUAUCUAAGUAUGUUGAAUCUGCUCCAGUUUCAGACGAUGGAGAAGCUGUUGUGGAACGGCUGAUUUUCACCGUAGAACCGACUACCGGAGAUAACGGUGUCAUGUGUGCUUUAUUGUGUGCCUGGCAGCACGGGGAAGUCAUAUUGGAGCUCAAUCCUUAUACAACUCUCUUCAAUCUGACGCACAAUAGGGGCCUGGGCUUAGGUCGGGAGGGAAAGAUGACAGAGAGAAUUGUUGAAGCCCGCUCACGCGACAAAGUAGAGUACAUACCAAAUCUCAGUUUUCAAGGCCGCCCAGUCGUCGCGAGAGUGGAGACACCGGAGAUCAUUAACAACAUCUCCCCGAAACACCUCUUAUCUUUUAAGGGCGGAUUCAAGGUUGCAAACGGGUUGUCGAUUGUCAGAGUAGGUUCAAGGACCGAUCUUCAGAUCGCGGCUGCUGGAUCUAUCUCCGGGACACACACCAUCAUGAUCGCAGAUGACGAAAGUGCCCAACUUAUACGAGACAACCAAAAGUUAGACGAGUACAACCAACCGAUUCUGUGUCUAAACUUAGAAAUCCGAGGUGGUAGCAAAGCAUUUCGUUUCGGAGGAACUGCCAUUAUAUUUGGUCAUGAUGAUCUCCCCUCACUGCUAGGACCAACCAAUUAA